Messenger RNA from Linum trigynum, 3594 nucleotides. NCBI's taxonomy places the organism in Eukaryota, Viridiplantae, Streptophyta, Magnoliopsida, Malpighiales, Linaceae. The record is from the annotation of a GenBank genome assembly.
AUCCCUAAUUUCCACCUAACCUCCCAACCAAGCAUGCAAUGCAAUGUCUUGGUCAAAGAAAUCACCCCAAAAAAGAAACCCAAAAUACAAAGACAUAAAAUUGGACUUUCCUCGGCACUAUUUUUGGUCUUUCCCUACCCAAAAAAUUGAAGCAAAGGGAAAAAGAAAGGUUUUUUAAUUUACCCAAAAGAAAAAAGAAACCGAUAACACAAGUUGCCGGUGGAGAUUCCAACACUCCCCAAAACCAGCCAACGGCCACCGGUGGAGAUUCCAAUACUCACUUAAACCAGCCAGCGCCACCGCGAGCAACGUCGUUUUGUCCACGUAGGAAAGCCUCACCGGAUGCUCCCGGUGAUCCCUCUUACACAAAGUCGGUCGGACACAGGAAAGUCCGGUUUUUAUGUUUAUUAUUUAUUUAUUUAUUUUUAUGAAUUGAGUCUCUCUUGUUCGUUGUCCUUGAGUUCCUCUCACUAUAAGUAUAUGCUCUGGAACAACAUUAUACUUUUUCUUCUUCUUUCUCUCUUUUUUCCCCUUUGUUUCUUCCUCCCUUUUCCUCCCCUCGGCAAUUGGCCGCCGGCCAUUUCCCGGCGAAUUUCCCGUUGGUUGACGCCGGAGAAAGAGAAACCAACCCUUCUUUUUGCCUUCCCUUCCUUCCUUAUUUAUCUCGCCAUUCCCACCGCCCAAAAAGGUUAGCUCUUUCCCUCUUCACACUUCUCUCAGCUCUUUCUCCUCUCAUUCAAUUCAUUCUCUCUUUCUUGGCAUAUCUAUAGAUCUGGGUUCUGUUUGUCUCCCCAGCUAAAUUUGGUUCCUUCUUACUUAUGAUCUUCUCGUUUGGCAUUUUCCAUUGAAUCCCAUUUCCCCCAAUUUUCUGGAUCUUGAUCUGUUUGAGGGAUUAAAAUUUUGCUUCUGAUUAUCCCUUUAUAAUGGUUUUUUUUUUUAUCGUUUGCCCUUUGUAGUUAGACAAAGUUUGUAUCUUGUUAUAAUGCAGACAUUUUCAGUAAAAUAUUCAUAUAAAAGGGAUCUCUUUUACCUCUUUAUUCCUUUUGCCCUGUUUCUCCAGAGUCAGAACUUUUGUUGAUUUGUUUAUGCUUCUGUUGUUCUGAUUUGCUUCAUUCUGUCACUCUACAUGUGUGCGAAUUUGUUUAUUGCUUGAACUAAGGAGCUGGGUGAUGGAAGGAAUUGUGAUGUCAUUUCACAUUCUUUGAGAACAUAGUUAGUUCGAAGUGUGUUAUUCUGCAGCUGCUAAUCCUUUACUCUUAAUCACAACUUCCCAUUGCUGCCUUGGUUCGGUAAUUGAGGGAUCAAUGUGGAAAUGUGUAGUAAUUGUUGGGUUUUACAUGAUCUCCUUAGAAAUUGGAUGGUUAGUCAUCGACUAUGGAGAGCCUUUACGGGUGUAACCUAAAGUUUCCAUCUUAUGCUAUUGAUUGUUCACAACAUGUAGGCUGUAACUUUGUAGUUGUCGAUUCUGAUGUUUGAGGUUAUGUGAUUACUGACUGUAAGUAAUCUUCGUGGUGGUAGGAGCAAAGCAUUUGUUUCAGUUGCUUGGAGUUGAAAAGUUGAAAGAGUGAGAGAGCAAAUGGAUGGGCCUAAGGAGGGGGGACUCAGGAAUGUUAGCUCAACAUGCUCGAUAUCGGAGAUGGAUGACUUUGAUCUCUCACGCCUCCUUGACAAGCCGAGGCUGAAUAUUGAAAGAAAAAGAUCAUUUGACGAGAGAUCGCUGAGUGAGCUUUCAAUUGGGCUGGGAAGACAUGAUAAUUAUGAGAACACAUACUCACCUGGUGGGCGGUCGGGGUUCGACACACCAGCCUCAUCAACCAGGAACUCUUUUGAACCCCAUCCUAUGGUGGCAGAUGCUUGGGAAGCUCUUAGAAAAUCUAUUGUGUACUUUAGAGGUCAACCGGUUGGAACCAUUGCUGCUGUUGACCAUGCCUCCGAAGAGGUUUUGAACUAUGAUCAGGUCUUUGUGCGUGAUUUUGUGCCAAGUGCUCUGGCGUUUCUCAUGAACGGAGAGCCCGAUAUUGUAAAGAACUUUCUCUUAAAAACGUUGUAUCUCCAAGGGUGGGAAAAGAGGAUAGAUAGAUUCAAGCUUGGAGAAGGAGCUAUGCCUGCCAGUUUUAAAGUUCUUCAUGACCCUGAAAGGAAAACUGAUACCUUAAUUGCGGAUUUCGGUGAGAGUGCGAUUGGAAGGGUUGCUCCUGUCGAUUCUGGGUUCUGGUGGAUCAUCUUGCUACGUGCAUAUACAAAGUCAACUGGGGAUAUGACAUUGUCGGAGACACCAGAAUGUCAAAAGGGAAUGAGACUUAUACUCUCAUUGUGUUUGUCAGAAGGGUUUGAUACAUUUCCUACCUUGCUUUGUGCCGAUGGAUGCUCUAUGAUUGAUCGUAGAAUGGGCGUCUAUGGCUAUCCCAUUGAAAUCCAAUCACUCUUCUUCAUGGCAUUGCGGUCUGCUCUGUCCAUGAUGAAGCAUGACACAGAAGGCAAAGAGUUCAUUGAGAGGAUCGUGAAACGGUUGCAUGCCUUGAGUUUCCACAUGCGGAGUUACUUCUGGCUGGACUUCCAACAGCUAAAUGACAUAUACAGAUAUAAAACCGAGGAGUACUCGCAUACUGCAGUAAAUAAGUUUAACGUGAUCCCCGAUUCUAUCCCUGAUUGGGUGUUUGACUUUAUGCCAACUCGCGGUGGCUACUUCAUUGGCAAUGUGAGUCCAGCAAGGAUGGAUUUCCGUUGGUUUGCUUUGGGGAAUUGUGUUGCCAUCCUAGCGUCUCUCACCACUCCGGAACAGUCGUUGGCCAUCAUGGAUCUCAUCGAAGCUCGAUGGGAGGAGUUGGUUGGAGAGAUGCCUCUCAAAAUUGCCUAUCCUGCUAUAGAGAGCCAUGAAUGGCGCAUUGUCACGGGCUGUGAUCCCAAGAACACAAGGUGGAGCUAUCACAAUGGCGGGUCUUGGCCAGUGCUUUUAUGGAUGCUGACCGCUGCCUGCAUCAAGACGGGAAGACCCCAAAUUGCAAGAAAAGCAAUUGAUCUUGCAGAGUCUCGGCUUCUGAAGGACGGUUGGCCAGAGUACUACGAUGGGAAGCUCGGUAGAUACGUAGGGAAGCAGGCAAGAAAAUAUCAGACAUGGUCCAUCGCUGGAUAUCUGGUGGCAAAGAUGAUGCUCGAGGAUCCGUCGCACUUGGGAAUGAUUUCACUCGAAGAAGACAAACAAAUGAAGCCUGUGCUCAAGAGAUCAAGCUCUUGGACUUGCUGAAAACCCAGAUUUGAAAGUGUGAGAAAUUCUUUAACUUUCUUCUGAUGGAACACAAACCAGUUCUUCUUUCACGUGCAGCAGCUCUUGGUGGUAAUUUGAAGUAGAAAGAUUGAUUUUUUUUUCCCCUUCGUUUUCUUUGUUUGCUGUCCAUGUUAUGAUUUGUGCAAUAGCCAAGGACUGGAAAUUUGGUUGCUUUCUUUCUCGAAUAAGAUUGGCAUUUUGCUUUAUGUGUCUUGGCGGGAAGAAAGAUAGAGCUCCUUUUCAGUUUCAGUUUCUGCUUAGAGAGAGAGAGAGGGGAGAUUAUGAAAAAGUUUCAGGAUUUGAUUUGUCAAUAUACAUUGUGCUUAUGU